AUGCAGUCGUCACCACUGAGGGUGGCUGUGGUGUGCUCAAGCAACCAGAAUCGGAGCAUGGAGGCACACAACGUCCUCAGCAAACGAGGAUUCAAUGUCCGGUCCUUUGGAACAGCAACUCGCGUGAAGCUUCCAGGAUCAACACCCCACAAGCCGAAUGUUUAUGAUUUCAGUACCACAUAUGAUCAGAUGUACAAUGAUCUUCUUAGGAAAGACAAAGAACUCUAUACAAGCAAUGGCAUUUUGUAUAUGCUGGACAGAAAUAAGAGAAUCAAGCCCCGGCCAGAAAGGUUCCAGAGCUGCAACGAUGUGUUUGAUCUGAUCCUCACGUGUGAAGAGAGAGUCUACGACAAGGUGGUAGAACAUCUGACUUCCAGAGAACAGGAGACCUGCCAGCCAGUGCACGUGGUCAACGUGGACAUCCAGGACAACCAAGAAGAGGCCACCCUUGGAGCGUUCCUCAUCUGUGAGAUCUGCCAGUGUCUUCAGCUCCUGGAGGACAUGGACAACAAGAUGGAGGAGAUGCUGAAGGAGUUGGAGAAGAAGAGGGGCAAGACCUUUCUGCACACCGUGUGCUUCUACUGA
Molecule: messenger RNA, 585 nt
Organism: Cynocephalus volans (Philippine flying lemur)
Lineage: Eukaryota; Metazoa; Chordata; Mammalia; Dermoptera; Cynocephalidae
Product: RNA polymerase II subunit A C-terminal domain phosphatase SSU72-like
Exons: 1
Coding region: 1-585 (194 amino acids)
Biological process (GO): termination of RNA polymerase II transcription
Cellular component (GO): nucleus; mRNA cleavage and polyadenylation specificity factor complex
Molecular function (GO): RNA polymerase II CTD heptapeptide repeat phosphatase activity
Source: RefSeq, a predicted model, not a curated record